AUGCGGAGCCCUGAAACUGAUGCAGGUGCCAAGCUUGUUUUAUCUACUGAGAGCACCUCAUUCUAUUUAUCAUCUGGCCUAUUUGAAUUGUCUUCCAGCUUCUUCACUCGACCAGGUUCAGGGGGCGACUUGCCCCUAGUUGGUGAGUCCAACUCAUUCCCAGUGAAUCGGAGGAUGAACUCCUUCCAAUCUGUUCCAAUGGAUGAUGAUAUGGAGGGUGGUAACUUGGGGCCUUACCAAGAAAGGGCAAGGGUAUUCCCUAACAUGCGCACUAAACCAUAUACCCCCUUGACCUUUCACCUCAUGAGAAUAGAUGUCCGUGUUCUUUUUAUGCUUAUGCUCUUGGGAUUUGGAGCUAUCUUUUAUAUUGGUGCGAGCAGCUCCCCAAUCAUUAUAUUUGUCUUCUCAGUUUGCACAAUCAGUUUUCUCCUGUCAAUAUAUCUUACUAAGUGGGUCCUAGCAAAGGAUGAGGGACCUCCUGAGAUGGCCCAGAUAUCAGAUGCUAUACGUGAUGGGGCUGAAGGUUUCUUUAGAACACAGUAUGGAACUAUCUCAAAGAUGGCUGUGCUACUAGGUUUGGUGAUCCUCAGCAUAUACUUGUUUCGCCAUAGAACGCCUCAGCAAGAAUCUUCUGGCCUAGGGAGGUCAACGUCUGCAUUUAUUACUGUCGCUGCUUUUCUUCUUGGGGCCUUGUGUUCUGUGGGUCGAACUGCUCAGGAGGUUGUUAAUGAAGUAAGAAGACAGUUCAUUGAGAGGCCAGGCAUCAUGGAUUACAAGGAGAAACCAGAUUAUGGUCGAUGUGUAUCUAUUGUUGCAUCUGCUUCUUUGAGGGAGAUGAUAAAGCCUGGGGCAUUGGCCAUUAUAUCACCUAUUGUUGUUGGUUUUGUGUUUCGGGUGCUGGGAUAUUAUACAGGGCAUCCAUUACUUGGUGCCAAAGUGGUGGCUGCCAUGUUAAUGUUUGCCACUGUUUCUGGCAUUCUCAUGGCUCUUUUCCUGAACACUGCUGGAGGCGCCUGGGAUAAUGCAAAGAAGUACAUCGAAACCGGCGCUCUUGGUGGCAAAGGCAGUGACUCCCACAAAGCAGCAGUUACUGGUGACACGGUAGGAGAUCCCUUCAAAGACACUGCUGGACCGUCACUUCAUGUACUUAUCAAAAUGCUUGCAACAAUAACCCUUGUCAUGGCUCCUAUCUUUCUGUGA
Fraxinus pennsylvanica is the source of this 1200-nucleotide messenger RNA. The record is from the annotation of a GenBank genome assembly. Lineage: Eukaryota; Viridiplantae; Streptophyta; Magnoliopsida; Lamiales; Oleaceae.